This is a messenger RNA of Racocetra fulgida, 465 nucleotides long. The record is from the annotation of a GenBank genome assembly. NCBI's taxonomy places the organism in Eukaryota, Fungi, Glomeromycota, Glomeromycetes, Diversisporales, Gigasporaceae.
CUGUGCAUCAAGUGAUAGAAAAAAUCUUACUAGAACAAUUAAUGAUAGAAAGAAGUUCGGCCGAAAGGGAAUUAGAAGAGGACUCUUCCACUACUGUUCCAUUAGUGAAAGAUAAAUUAACCACGCAAGCUAUUCAACAUAAUCCAUAUAAUCCAUACAAAUCAAGGUUAAUUUUUGGUACUCAUUUUGCUACAUGUAAAAACUCUGCAUGUAUAUUUACUCCUAAUGAUAAAGCCCAAAAUAAUGUAAAUGAUCUCAUACUUAGAUUGAAAUUAUUUUCUAGUAAAGGUAACUCUGGUCAGAUUAGUAUUGAAUGGGAAGAUUUGGAUAAUACUUCUAUAUCUUUUGUUAACCCGUUUAGUAAAAAUUGUUCAAACGUUCAACUGUAUCAUGGAUUUCUCAAUGUAGAUGUAGGUUCCAAGAAAGUUACUGAGAAUUCUGUGACCCCUAUAUGGGUUUCUCAAU